CACUCACAACUUUGCUGCAUGCUGUGCACGGGGGGCCGGCGGUCUAAACCAGGCAGAAAUACAUUUAAUUUUCUUCCGUAAAUUGAGCAUAGCUUGAGAUUUGUUGUGACAAUAUCAUGGACCCUGCACACGUAUCUCGUCUGAAGGAAGAGAUUGAACGAUGCUUGGACGAAACAGAGUCGAAAACUAAGAAAUGGGAGAAGUUUAAAGAUGACUACACUGCACUUCAAGACAGGCUCAGAUCUCUGCCUGACAAAGUGUCUCAUAAUAUCAUGGUUCCAUUUGGAUCUGUUGCCUUCAUGCCUGGCCAAAUCGUACACACAAAUGAAAUCAUGGUUCUACUCGGGGACAACUGGUUUUGUGAAAGAUCCGCUAAGCAGGCUUGUGAAAUAGUUGACAGAAGGAAAGAAAAUGUGGACAGCAUGCUCUCAGAUCUAGCCAAGCAGUCAGAUCUCUUGAAAUCCAGGCUUGGUUUUACAUCAGAACUAAAAGACAUGAGCGAUAACAAGGGUGAUCUUGUUGACAUUAGAGAGGACUACGACGCUGAGAAGGAGGCUAGAUGGAGAGAGGAACGAAAAGCAAAGAAGAAAACUGCGGCUUCAGGCGUCACAAAGAGCAAGAGCUCAGAGAGUCAUCAAGGGGACAUGGGUCAGGGGUCAAAUCAACCAUUGAUUGGUGGUCGAGGGCAGGCCAUCACAUCGCACAACUCAGAAGGUGGAGCCAAGACGAGGGAGGAGGGGGAGGGGGACAGGGGGAGAGUGGAGGAGGGGGACCAAGCAGACGCAACAGGGAGGAGAAUGACUGAGUUGUGGGCGAGGUUGGACGAGCUCGAAAGACAGGAAGAAGAAUUAGACGAGUUGGCGCGACAAGACGAAAACACUGUACCUAGUAAAAAUCCCAACAAUUCUCAGAGUGGGGAUGACACAGGUCGGCAUGUUCGAUGGGAAGAUGAUGAAUAUGAAGAAUCAGACUCAGACGAUGACACUGCUGACCCUAAGCCGACUACAAUCACCUUCAGGCAUACCAAGGCUGUCACGGAUACCGAGACACCUGUUGCAAAGGAAUCGCCCUCUGCCUGUGCUCCCUCUGAAAUCUCAACGACACUUCUCAGCCCUGCAGACAUUUACAAGCAGUACCUAACUACAAUGGGUCAGAAUCCAGGGGGAGGGACCUCACUUGAAGAAGCUGCACCUUGUGAUGAAACCCAUGGGAAGGGUCAGCUGUUAAAAUCAAUUCUCAAGAGUGGGCCAAGAUCCCAUCUGGUUAGGGCACCAGAGGAGCCAGAAGGGAUGCAGAAAAAGGAGGCAAAAAAUCAUGUGAUACUCCCAGCUCCACCCUCGGCAUUCUCAGGUCAAGUAACAGAAAGAGAGGAGACACGGGUCGUUCCUGAAGUAGUAAACUUGCCUCCUACCAGUAGCGAACCACCAGCCCCGCCCAAGAAAGUGUCUCGAUUUAAAGCGGCCAGACAGAACCAACAACUCAGGUGACACUCCCAACGUUAUAUUCAUCGUUAUAAAUAUUAUGUGGACAUUCCUUUGUUCUAUUUUGGAACAUGUUUAUUACUUUUGAUCUGUGGGUUGAUUUUCAAGUCUGUUGGAGUGUUGAAGUCUUCUUUGAGGUGUAGAAGUUCAUGAAAAUUUCACAGUGCAACUUUAGUAUAAAUAAUAAUAGUGGCAAUUUAUAAUGCGCCAUGUCUGUCUAAAAGACACUCCUGGCGCAGGAGAGAUGCAAACCAAGUUGACAAUAAGUCGUAUACAAAGAUUUAAGCACAAAAAUAGGAGUGACUUGUCGGAGAUUUGGGGGGGAGUUCGUUCCACAGUGAUGGGCCAGAGUGUGAGAAGGAUCGAGCUCCCCAAGAGAAGAAGUUAAGUGUUGGAUGAUCUGAGCUGCCGAGGUGGUGUGUGAAGAUAAAGUAUGUAUUUAGUAUGAGUAAGUAUACUUUUUUUCUCAAUCAUUGGUUUUGUAGAUGAAGUCUGCCUUAGUUUGCCAAGUCCACCUGCUCCCACAGAUACCAACAUUAAGGUUCACUCAGAAUACAUUAAUUUUUUUUAAAUUCAAUCUGUCAAAAGAAAUGGCUGAAAAUUGAAAUUAAGUUUUCUGUUCAAAUAAUAGAAAAACUAUCUUUGAAGUUCAAAUGUUUACAGUCAACCUAGUUUCAAUAGCUGACUACUGCUCCCGGUGGAUGGGGAGAAUUUUCUCUUAGGUUGCAACUAGAAUAGGUUGCCUGUUGGAAGCAAGGAGAAAGCUAUUGAAUUGAAAUCUCCUGAGAUGGCUGAAAUUUUAAUUUGAAAUAUCUGCUAAAUUUGAGACAUUACUUUGUUAUUUGGUCAUGUCAGUGUACGUGUAUAGGGUAGUCAAUAUUUAAAGGCAGUGGACACUAUUGGUAGUUUCUUCAAAUAAUUAUUUGCAUAAAACCUCACUUGGUAACGAGU
This is a messenger RNA of Asterias rubens (European starfish), 2432 nucleotides long. Its product is annotated as unconventional prefoldin RPB5 interactor-like. NCBI's taxonomy places the organism in Eukaryota, Metazoa, Echinodermata, Asteroidea, Forcipulatida, Asteriidae. The record is from RefSeq and is a predicted model, not a curated record. The transcript has 8 exons. Gene Ontology annotation, biological process: negative regulation of phosphatase activity; negative regulation of transcription by RNA polymerase II. The coding region runs from base 117 to 1487 and encodes 456 amino acids. Gene Ontology annotation, molecular function: transcription corepressor activity; chromatin binding; phosphatase inhibitor activity.